GACAGGGACAUACCAUUCUCCAACCACAGGGCAACUCAUUUAGUAGAGUAAAAGGAAGCUGCUUCAGUUUUAGCGCUUAAAGCUUCCUGCCUCCCCUGCUGUGUAGUAUGUCAGUGGACUAGUCCGAGGUGGAAGGGAACGGUUGGAGGGGGGUUCAGAGGAGGAGAGGGUGAGAACAGCAUUUUGAAACCCAGCUGAUCAGAGCUGUGGUAUUCUGCCACAGAGGCAGAAGGAGAGGGAGCGUGACUGGAAAAAAGAAAAAGAGAAGAGAGAGAGAAGACAGCUGAAAGAUUUAUGAUUUUAAGACCGAGGAUAUCCAAAUAGAAGAGUGGAAAUGAAGUGCCUCCUCCCCUUCAUGAGAAACUGGGAACUCAUGUGAAGAGAGAGGCUUUGUGGAAAGAUGUGAGAGCUGUUGGCAGGGUGAAAAUCUGAAGAAGAACGCACAGAAAAGGAUCUGUCAGACUCUGGAAACCAGCCCAGUGAAUCCUUGAGUAGACAGAAGGUUGAAGAACUCCCUUCGUGGAAAGAGGAGGGAUGUCUUGGCUGUCACCUGUGUCAUGGGCCAAAUGGACGUGGACGGCGGUGAGAGGGGGAGAGGGAGAGGAGGAUGAAGAGGGGCUGGAGGCCAGCGAGGAGAGGGAGCAACGUGGUAGGAGAGGAGAGGAAGAGGAGGAGGAGGAGAGAUCUCAAGGCUGCAGCUCUGACUCAGAGGGUCAUUUUGACACUCCUGAAGCAGCAACUCCUGUCCGUGCCCCUCCAACCUUCCCAGGAGAGCUGGAGAACAACAACGCUGAUCCAGACAAAACAGAUGUGGAAAAAGAGGAGCACCUGAUAGUGACUGCUCCUGUUCGGGAUCAGGAUAUUUUGUUCAGCCACAACAUGGGUCAGGAUGAACCUGCAGUCCCCAUGGGUGGUCCCUUGAAAGUAAAUAUCCAGACCCUGGAAGCAGAACAAACAGAGAAUCUUCCAGAAUCCCUGGGCUCUGUGCCUGUCCCUGCUUCAUCCUCAGUGAAGGAAACGCAUGAAGUGUCUGAAUACGCAGCGCCAUUCUCUGAGCCAUCCCAAGCCCCAGUCCCCAUCCUAGUUGCAGAUCCUGCCCCUGAUGUGGCUCCAGCUCCCGCACCAGCUUCAGUUCCAGAACCAGCUCCAGAACCAACUCUAGCUCCAGCUCCCGUUCCAGCUCCAGCUCUAACCCCAGAGCCAAGCCCAGAACCAGACUCAGUCUACAGCAGUGAACCUGCAGCCAGCCCAGCUCUAGAGCCCCCUGAGCAGGAACCCCUUGCUGAACCAGAACCACAGUGCAAUGACCUCAACCAGACUGAGCCCACUAAAAAGACUAAAACCAGAAAGUCUAAGCCUCCAUCCCUGAAGGUAAAGACCCCACUGGACGAGCUUCCCCAAUCAAAUGAGGAAGAAGAACUUCCCAUUCCCAAGGCCACUUACAAAUUUGACCCUGACCAGCUCGAUGACAGCUUUAACCCUUUCACCUGUGGUGGAUCCAAAAUCCAGAACUCUCCCCCACCAUAUGGUUCAAGUUCUUUCCCCAGGCUCGAGCCGCUCGGUGCCUCAUUACCUGCCUUUGAGGACAGCUUAGCAGCUCCAGCACAGGUGGAGGUGGAGAUGACGGAGUCAUUAUCAGAGGCGAAGUCUGUAAAGUUGGAGUUCGGUCUGGACGAGGGGACAGUCAGCAAGCCACCUCCGCGGAAAUUAGGUGGUAAAAAGACAAUCAGCAAACUCGGAGCUAAGAAGCAGAAGCCAAAAGGAUCAGAGGCUUCCAGCAAACCAGCACCAGAACCUACAGUGUCAGAAACAGAUUCCAAACCAGUGUUAGAACCAGUUUCACAACCAGUAUCAGAACCAGUUUCUGAACCAGCAUCAGAACCAAUUUCAGAUCCUCUUCCAGAAACUGCUUUGCCAUCCUCAGACUCUUCAGCACCUGUAAACGUUGAUGAUAUUCCUAUUCCUAAGAAAGGAACAUAUAACUUUGAUCCCAGUCAGUGGGAUGACCCGAACUUCAAUCCGUUUGGUAGCAAUAGCACAAUGAGCAAUUCUCCAGUGCUCCCUAAGGGCUCCUACAGUUUUGAUCCAGACCAUUUUGAUGACUCUGUGGACCCUUUUAAACCUCCCAAAACCCUGAGCACAGUGGAUUCAACAAGUAACGCCCCUCAGCCAGAGAAAAAAGUGAAAGAUGGUGGUAAACCGAAAACAACGGGGGAGAAGAAAGUGAGGCAGAUUCCUAAGAAGAGCAAAGAGAGGACAAUCACCCCCAGGACAUCUGAACAAGUCAAGUUUCUCUGUUUUCUGUUGAAUUCCUGUAAAGUUCAGAAAUACGAUGAAAGCCAGUCCUUGGUGCUUGACGUGUGCAAUCAGGAGGAGGAUGAGGUGGUGGUUCAGACCCCCGAGAUCACUCAGCGAGUUCAUCAUGCCACUGAUGAGGAGAAGCUUGCCUCCACUGGCAUUAUGGGCCAGACAACAGACAGUCAGGAGGAGAGAGGAGAGCCUGAAUGCAAUAAAGCACCUGUGAAGAAACAGCCAAUCAGUGACAUAUUAGUUAUGGAUGGUCCUGAGACUAAGAUAGCAGAUCACCUGGAGGAGAAGGAUACCUGCGGUCUGAAAGAUGAUAUAAGUGAGAUAGCCAUGACGCAAACAAAGGUGACCAGCAGUGAGGCCCUAGACACAGCAGCCCUGUCCCAGGACAACAUACCUCUGAGUGAGAUGGACAAAGCUGCAGUGCUCACCCUGAUCAGAGAAGAAAUUAUCACUAAAGAGAUUGAAGUCAAUGAGUGGAAGAGGAAGUAUGAGGAGAGCAGAGCUGAGGUUUUGGAGAUGAGAAAAAUUGUUGCGGAAUAUGAGAAAACCGUUGCACAGAUGAUUGAGGACGAGCAGCAGCAGAAGACCCUGUCCUGUAGUAAGUCAGUCAGGCAGUUGACUGCUGAGAGGGAUCAGGCCAUUGCAGACCUCAACUCUGUGGAACGCUCCUUCGCAGACCUCUUCAGGAGGUAUGAGAACAUGAAGGGAGUCCUGGAGGGCUUCAAAAAGAACGAGGAGGUGCUUAAGAAGUGUGCGCAGGAUUACCUAAUGCGGAUCAAGCAGGAGGAGCAGCGAUACCAAACCCUCAAAGUGCAUGCUGAAGAGAAACUGGACAAGGCUAAUGAGGAGAUAGCCCAGGUACGCGCCAAGGCUAAUGCUGAGGGUGUCGCACUAAACGCCAGCCUGAGGAAGGAACAGAUGAAGGUCGAGUCACUUGAAAGAGCUGUUCUUCAAAAGAAUCAAGAGAUCGAGGAGCUCACUAAGAUCUGUGAUGAGCUGAUCGCCAAACUGGGGACAGAAUAAGAGGCCUUUAAUCAAACUCUCUCUGCAGCAUCGAUGUAAAUUCUGUACAUGAUCACAUUUAAGCACACGUCAACCUUACUUUUGCUCUGCUCAUAUCUACUCCCUGUUUUCUUUUUAAACACAUGGAAAUACAGAAUGGUGGAUCGCUUCAUCUUUUGAAUUUUUCAGACUGAAAUAUCAAAUCAGAUCAAUAACUGACCAUUGCGUUAAUCAUAUCAUGGCAGUUAAAGAAGCACAAACCUAUAAUGAGAUGUAUUUUAAUUAUUUUGUCAAUGAUUUACAGUAAAGACUCAUUGUUGAUUCUUGUUGUGCGUUUGAAAUGAAAUCAGCUAGUUUGUUAUAUUACAAAGAAUUUCCAUCACCAUUUUAUACUGCAUGUUUAACACAAAACUGUAAGGAGGCAAGAAGUAAGGGAAAAACAACGUGGAUGCAAAGCACAUACAUCUUUUACCACAUAUACCACGCACCUGUGUUGAUGAUACAGUCGUCAGAAAGGACAAAUCUCUCUAAUGAGUGCCUAAACUGAUCAUAGUGUAUUAGUUUUCUGGUGUAUAAAUAUUUCUGGCUGCCAUUUCUUCUAUGAUACAGAUGGAUAGUUAUGCUGGUCGCAUAUGCUGGAUGCUGGUUAUCUUCUUCCAUCAGCAAAUGAACUGAAAGGAAUAUUAUAGAGUUUUUCUUAAGUUGCCUUUGAGUUUGUUUGUCUUUCUUGUUUCACAGGAGAACAUAUACAAUGUGUGAUAAAGAGUGUGAAGUUAAACCCCGCCAUGAAUCUCUGGGAUUAUUAAAUAUGAAGAGCACUUAAGAGAAUCAGAUCUUAAAUUUGUUUAAUAAUAGUUUGACAGUGAUGGGUGGAAAACUAAAGUCCAUUUUGAAGAUGAAGUAGUAAAAACUUUGCUCUUAUUAUACUGUAAUAUUAAGCCAUGUGCCAUGUUUAAUUUUCUCACUCUGCUUUUUGAGUGUGGAAAAGUUAGAAUCACAUUCUGUCGCUGCCAUGUAGAUAUUGUUGGACUGUAUUCACAUUUUAUCUGUGAGCCCAGAUGUUGCUGGUGUGCCUUUAUUUUGUCUAUUUUGUAAAAAUGGGUAAAAAUGUAGUUUUCUUAGUUUCCAUCAUGCAGUUGUUUCCAAUCUCUGUUGUUGCCAAAGUGUACUGUAUACAGUAUAAAUCAUUGAUGAUCAUAAUAUUCUUAACAACAAUGAGUUCUAGUGGGUUUGCAGUUUUAAUGGUUUACCUGCAGUAGAUGAAUGGUGGGCUGCAUAACUCUAUAAGGUGAAGUGUUUUGGUGAGCAGAGCUUCAUCAUGCAAUAUUAUCUUCUUUGCUAACAUCAGCGUUUUCUGGUCUGAUUGAACCUGAAGGAGCGCACAAGUGUAUUUUUUGGUCAGAUAUGUUUAAAAUACAAAAGACAGAUUCUUCUUCUUUCACGUCAGCACAAUUUAUUGCCAAAUGUUGUUGUAAAAAGAGAUGGGUCUCAGUGUGACUCUGUCAUAUUGUCGUGGUGUUAAGUUCAUCUGAAGGUGCUUUUCAAUGCAAAUCCAUUGUUACAGUACAAUAUGUGUAAAUUUUAUACUUUAUGAAAAGGAUUUUGUUCCUAAUAUUUGUAAAAUUGAAGAGUUAAGUAUACUCAGAUUGUAUGUUACCUGCUAUAUUUUGUGCAUUCCUGAAUAAAUGGUUAAGAUUUAA
Molecule: messenger RNA, 5012 nt
Organism: Larimichthys crocea (large yellow croaker)
Lineage: Eukaryota; Metazoa; Chordata; Actinopteri; Sciaenidae
Gene: tacc1
Product: transforming, acidic coiled-coil containing protein 1
Exons: 14
Coding region: 535-3333 (932 amino acids)
Biological process (GO): cerebral cortex development; mitotic spindle organization; nuclear migration
Cellular component (GO): cytoplasm
Source: RefSeq, a predicted model, not a curated record